Scophthalmus maximus (turbot) is the source of this 3960-nucleotide messenger RNA. It is a transcript of the gene pnpla8, whose product is annotated as patatin-like phospholipase domain containing 8. The record is from RefSeq and is a predicted model, not a curated record. Gene Ontology annotation, cellular component: membrane. The coding region runs from base 304 to 2571 and encodes 755 amino acids. Gene Ontology annotation, biological process: arachidonate metabolic process. NCBI's taxonomy places the organism in Eukaryota, Metazoa, Chordata, Actinopteri, Pleuronectiformes, Scophthalmidae. The transcript has 10 exons.
AUGAUGGUGACAACUGACACAAUCUGUUUUUGUUGUUAGGGGUUUCUAUGGUUGCCAAGGUCAGCAUGACAUUAGGUGGAGCCCUCUGUUGGCCAACCUUUGACUUACAUUGUUACAUGCUGCAGCGCAGAGGGGAUUUUGGUUUUGAGAGGAUUUCCAUUAUGGGAAGCUGCGCAACUAGCAACAUUGAUAAUUGCCCCAUCCACUGAAUCCACUUUAGUUCAUGGGAAGUAACUGUGACCAGGUUGCGGAGCGUUCAGUUCCUGAUUCAGUUCCCCUCUUUUGUUCCCAGUUAGCAGACGCAUGUCGCGGAUCAGGACCACGCUCGACAAUGUCACCAAGGCAGUAGGCAGCACCGACCUCAUCUCCAAGUUCUCCCGCUUCAAGCCCGGCGGUGCCGCUGUUGGCUGCUCUCAUGCGGAAAAGGUUUUGGCCAAAUCCGAGACCCCGAAUAACACGGCUCCUCCCUCGUCAGCCGGGGCGACCAUGAAAGACGAGGGCGGAGGUGAGAAGAACGCGUCAGAGGAGGAGUCGGACAAGCGAUGCCUCCAAGCUACAGAAAAUCCUUUUGUUGCCACCAAACAGUCCGCGUCCGGUUUGGCUUCAGUGGCAAAUGUGUCCGCGUCGGGCUCGUCCGCCACUGUGGCAAAACAAACUAUGCAGCUGUUUCACCCGGCAGCUCUUUCGACCAACAUGGAUGAGACCUACAACACACUGGCUCAGCAUAUCAAUAAUUACUUUGGCAGCAACACACAGGGAGAAGACGGAGAGAACAGGCCACUGCAGCAGGACAGACGAGGGAAUGAUGUUGUUUCUGAGCCUGCCCCUCAACCUGCCUCCCAGAGAACUGCGGAACCCAUUCUUAUUUUGUCUCCAGUGGCAGAGGCGAAGAGUACUGAAGCACCGACUACCUCCCCUGUCCAGCCCUGUCCAUCGGACAAGCACAGUCCUCCAGUAGGGACGCCCUCCGCUGACAGCCCCGUAACAGAACAUGCAGAUCAAUCCAUCCCUGUGCCGCCUGCUACCUCUGCUAAAAAAGGCUUCACCCGCUACCUCUCCUACCCUCGGCCCAGCGUCCAGACUUUUGUUGGCAGUUACAUUGCACCACUGGUCCCCAAAUUCAGAGGUGAUUCCAAGAGCAAUGCAGCGGCUGAGAAAGACAAGGCCUCAGCGGUCGCCGUGGAAGAGCCAACUGUAGUCAAAGCAGCGCAGAAGACAGACGGCGACGAGGAGAAAGCGGAUAAAGUGAAGCAACAGCUGUUGACUCAAAGGCAGAAGAUAAUAGCCAGGGUGAGCGUAGACAACAGGACCAGAGUUCUGGUGAAAGGCCUUCAGAGGGUCACGGAUGUCAAACUCCUCACCACUCGAGUGGAAGAGCUCAGCUCUCACCUCCUGGAAUUCCCGGAGACGCGAGGUGUUGCUAUCAAGGAGAGAGCAAUGCCGUGCCUGCUGCGUUUGCGCCAGGCCCAAGACCUUCCUCUCCAGGCCGCCGUGAGGGAAGCACUGGCCCUGGUUGGCUACAACGAACCAGUCAAAGGCCGAGGAAUUAGAGUCUUGGCCAUAGAUGGAGGGGGAACAAGGGGACUGCUAGCCCUGCAAACUCUACAGAAACUGCAGGACAUGACGGGGAAACAAGUCCACCAGCUCUUCGACUACAUCUGUGGAGUCAGCACAGGUGCUAUCCUGGCCUUCAUGUUGGGGAUUUUUCAAAUCCCCCUGGAAGAGUGCGAGGAGAUGUAUAGGAAGCUGGGCUCAGACGUGUUCAAGCAGAACGUCAUCGUGGGAACUGUGAAGAUGGGCUGGAGCCACGCAUUCUAUGACAGUGAAAUCUGGGAAAACAUCCUCAAGGAACGGAUGGGUGAAGGGUGUAUGAUUGAGAGUGCCAGGGACCCACACUGCCCGAAAGUGUCAGCAGUAAGCACCGUUGUGAACAGGGGUUUACCUCUGAAGGCCUACGUGUUCAGGAACUACAGAUUCAUGCCUGGAGUGAGAUCCCACUACCCAGGAGACUGCAAACACAAAAUGUGGCAGGCCAUCAGGGCCUCUUCUGCCGCCCCGGGAUACUUCCAGGAAUGUGUCCUGGGAAAAGACCUUCACCAGGACGGGGGACUCCUGAUUAACAACCCCACGGCCUUGGCCAUCCAUGAGUGUAAGUGUCUUUGGCCAAACACACCCCUGCAGUGCGUGUUGUCUCUGGGCACCGGACGGUACGAGACGGCCGGCAAGAACAACACAACCUUCACGAGCCUGAAGACCAAGCUCACCAAUGUCAUCAGCAGCGCCACAGAUACCGAGGAGGUGCACACCAUGCUGGACGCCCUCCUGCCGCCGGACACCUACUUCCGCUUCAACGCCUACAUGAGCGAGGACAUCCCGUUGAACGAGAGCCGCAUAGAAAAGCUGAACUUCCUCAAGGGCGAGGGCGAGCGCUACCUGGAGCGCAACGAGGCCAAACUGAGGAAGGCGGCAAGCGUGCUGUGCCAGGAGAAGAGCAGCAUCCAGAGACUGGCUGAGUGGGCCAAGCUCAAGUCCGACAUGUACGAGGGGCUCCCCUUCAUCUCCAAGCUGUAGUCCUCAGCCCGGCAACAGAGUGACCACUCAAAGUGUUUUUAAGACAGGCACCUGCAAAGCUUAAGAUGCAGAGGUUUCGUUGGAUCUUUGUGAGACGUCGCUGAGAAACGGCACAGUCUCUCCACGUCUUGGACGAGCACAGUCAAGAAGAAAGACAAGUGAGGCGAGCGUGGGAUUAACACUGCCGAUGUUCGGCAGUGUUAAUCUCACGAGGCUGGGAUUACAUGAAGGUGUGGGACACACACACACACACACACACACACGUACUGUACAUAAGGAGUGAGAGAAAUAGUUUGUACCACUCCGCUAUUAGUUGCAUGUUGUGGCAGGAGCUGUCUGUCUCCCCCUCCUCCUCUUCAAGCAGAAUUGGAUCGUCUGGUCUCAUAGUGUUCCCUAGCAACCACUAUAGCUCCCCUUCUCGUUUAUAAUCUUCCCAAUGUACGCGUGCCUACAUUUGCCUAAAAUUACCCCCGAUCGGGGAGACGACGUGUUACACAAUCAGGCCUCUUAGUUUCCUGCCAUGAGAAGCGUUUUGUCAGUUUAAAGUCCAGGGGGGAAAAAUGUAUUUAUCUAUCGUUUGUUUUUUCGAAGCUCCCGCGGUUGGCACACACAGCCUGUCAUCUCCUCACACAAACAAAGUGCAAGCAUGUGAGAGGAAGUUUGUAUAAGUUGCCAUACCUUUUGUUUUUGUCAUGGCUCUCUGCUUUAUUUUUCUAGUAUAUAUUCUGGGAAAUGAACACAGUUACAUAACUAGAGCCUUCUCAUAACAUGUCAUCACAAUGUACGCGUUUACAGUUGCUCCAAUAAUUGCGAGUGAACCGUCCAAAAGGUGCCUGAGGGGUUAGAAGUGUGUGUGUUUGUGUAGAUGCCCACACAGUAACAGAAAUGAGGAAGAACCAAUUCAUACGUCACAUCCAUCACUGCAGAGGACUAAUCACCCAAAGGGCACAUGAGAGGGAUUCAUAUGGAAUCAGUCCGACCGAUUCUGGUCGCCGCGCCCGGGCCAUCGCAGUCCGUACUUGUCAGCCGCUUCACGCCGGUGUUUUGUCAGAUGUGGCUCACUGACCAAGUUUGGGGAAAGGCUGCUGUGUAAACAAUAACAGUAUCUGGUCGCUGUCAAAGAGACAUUGUCUCACCAUAAUAUAUCCCGGUCUGUAUAAACUGGUUUUAAAGUACACAGAGCCCCGGAGAGCAGACAAUAGGAUCCGAAAGAUAUAAUCUCCUAACUGGAACAAGUGAAGAGUUUGUACUUGCAAAUGAUUUUAGCACAAAUCUAAUCCAUUAAAAAUAAAAUUAAAAUGAUGCUUUUACAUCAGUUCUUCAGUAAAAUAUCCUUCUGGAACAGAGAGACAGUCGACCCACCGUUUCCGACACGUUGAUGGAAAUAUG